Molecule: messenger RNA, 705 nt
Organism: Rosa chinensis
Lineage: Eukaryota; Viridiplantae; Streptophyta; Magnoliopsida; Rosales; Rosaceae
Product: transcription factor IIIA
Exons: 3
Coding region: 17-493 (158 amino acids)
Biological process (GO): regulation of transcription by RNA polymerase II
Cellular component (GO): nucleus
Source: RefSeq, a predicted model, not a curated record
UUCUGAACCAGGUUGUAUGAAACAAUUUUCUAAUGAGCAAUGCCUUAAAGCUCAUAUUCAGUCCUGCCACCAACAUAUUACCUGCGAGAUAUGUGGGACCAAACAGCUGAAAAAGAAUAUCAAAAGUCAUCUUCGCACACAUGAAGAGGGAGGUUCAAUGGAGAGAAUUAAAUGUGAUUAUGAGGGCUGUCUUCAGACGUUUACUAAAAAAUCGAAUCUCCGUCAACAUGUGAAGGCUGUUCACCUUGAAAAUAAACCAUUUGUCUGUUGCUUUCCGGGUUGUGGCAAAAGAUUUGCCUACAAGCAUGUGAAAGACAACCAUGAAAAGAGUGGAUGCCAUGUCCAUGCACACGGGGACUUUGAAGAGGCUGAUGAAAAAUUCCGGUCCAGGCCAAGGGGAGGGCGUAAGAGGCAGUGCCCCACUGUAGAAAUGUUGGUUCGGAAAAGGGUGAGUCCUUCAAAACAAUCGAGGCAGGGCUAUGAGAACUUCUGAGGUUGAUCUCUCAAGAGGAGGAUGAGAGAAGGAGCAUUAUAGUAUGCUGGGUCUGGCCGGGAAGUGGUCUUUAAUUAAUUUGUAGUGUCUGUAUUGCCCAGUAUAGGAGAAAACAUGGCUUGCUACAAUGAACAGUUUUCUUUUUGAAAGGACAAUGUGCAGUUUUCUUGUGGAGUUAGUUAUUCGACAUUCUGAAGAAGUGAGACCAACUA